Messenger RNA from Varroa destructor (honeybee mite), 2433 nucleotides. RefSeq lists its product as uncharacterized. Lineage: Eukaryota; Metazoa; Arthropoda; Arachnida; Mesostigmata; Varroidae. The record is from RefSeq and is a predicted model, not a curated record.
UAUGCCCUGCAUCGUAGCGGAUUUCUGCCGCCAACCGUUGCAAAUUUUUGCACAAAUCUAAGCAAAAUUCUCCAACAAUCGACGUACAAGUAAAAGAUAGCGCCAGUGAAACAAAGGAGCAAAGUUAUAAAUACGAAAAUGGAUAACCUGGCCGACCCAAUAGUUACUGAAGAGGAAACUCAGGAGGAGCAAUUAGAUGAAAGUGAAACAACAUCACCCUCUCCUGGAAUACCUCUUGGUUGUGGUAACCCGAAUCCCAGAGAGGAGGAAACUCAAGAGGGGCAAUUAUCAAGUAACACAAGCAUUGUUGACAGCGAUUCUUCCCGAAGCGCAACAGCAGAAGAAUCGAAAGACACUUAUGCGGAUUGCCUAGGCACCGAUGAGGUUAGCGAUUUCAGAAAAAUUGACCAACGGCAACUCUACGACACAGAUUUGGAUGAUCCCUCAAAUGAUCUAAUAAAUGAUCUAGCCCCGCAGCUAAUUCAAGGAAACCUGCUGCGUUGCAUCGAAAUCAACCAGGCAAAUCCUACAGCUGGUUGUCCGACCUGCUCUAUUUUUCCUGGAAUUAAAAGAGAAACAGCGGCGCCGAUGGGGAGCGAUUAUUUACCAGCGGUUCGGGAAUUCGUGAACGAAGAGCAGCCAGUUAUACCAAAAGCUCAGGGAUUGCUUUACGAGGAUCACUGCGAACCAGUAACUGAAGCGAUCAUCACCGAAGAUUCAGAAUUGCCGACUGAUGAUAAAGCUAAAGAAAAUUGUUCUGAUCAAACUCUCUUUGCUCAGCAAGCCGAAAAAGAAGUGUCGGUAUUGAUGAGAAGAUCGAGCGAGAGAUUCACUGAACUACCGACGUUUGCUGAUAGAACUGCUGUCUUUGAAGAAACAGUGACUGUUUCCUUGGGUGAGCUCACGCUAAGUACAGAACAAGUCACAAUAUAAUGACCAUCACUUAAAGGGGUUGACAAAAAAGAUAACUGAAAAAUUUAAAUUUUACGUUAACACAGUCAGGCAGUAGCUCAAUCAGAAACCGUUUUUCCUACGAAUCUCGUACCUGCUUAGAAGCUUACGAACAGCUCGAAACAAAGUGUAUCGUAAAUUGACAAACCCUCCUCAGUAGAACAUCCAACAAAGAGUUGAAGGUACCACAAUAUAUAGGAUGAUUCGAAAGUCUAUUUGCGUUUAUAAGAAGUAGGUUGGCUAUUAUUAUUAUGUUUGCUGUCAAUUACAUUAUGAAGAAAAUAGGCUAACAAUUAGGCCGUCUGUGCGUGUAUAUUUUAGUUCUUAGUCUCCCUUUACCCUUCAACGGCUCCUGUUAGUCUACCUUCUUGUAAAGGUGUGACUCCUUUCGAUUAAUUAUGACUUCAUAAGUCAUAAUUAAUCGAAGCAAUUAAUUAGCAAUCGGUCCUGCAAUAUUAUUUAGCAUGCAAGUGUUAGUUGAACUUACAGGGUUGAGCCCCCUCUAUUUUUCUCACACGCCCAAUUAGCGGAAGGUAAUCAACUAAAGUGAAAUGUUUUUAUGGUGCACAAAAAAAAAUGUGCGACAACUAAAGACAAGCACCUUAGUAGAAAUGUGUAAUGCUGCACUGAGAUGUUUUUUCUAUUGUAAUCUAACCUGCAAUCUAAAGCAAUGUUGCAAACUAAGUGUGAUUUCGCGCGCAAUGACAACCACGUUUUGUGCUUAGUGGUCUUUGUUUUUGUCGUAUAUCCUUUGCUAAGAGCUAGGAAAAAGCUAUAAAAAUUUCGACCUCUGGAAAAACUUUCUUCAAAACUAUUCUAAUUUUACAAUGUGCAAUACGCAUUAUUCCAGUAGAGAGCGAUCCGGGUCUCCACAUCGGCAUAAUGUGGACCGUGAUCGUAAUGACGUGAUCCGUUCAUUUCUCCAGAAGCGGACGCGGCAAAAGCGAAACCUAAACACAGUUGUUCAAGACUUAGUCCAUAUUUCACUACUGCUACAGCUUCUGAAUAUUCCAUGCAAAAAAAACAUCUCCGUUGGACCUGGCAUUUAGGAGAUACAACUAUUGCGUAGACCUAAUCUGCAGAUUUAGUGCUUUGAUUGUGCAUUCGAUAUGACAAUUGCACAUUUCCUCUUGGAUGGCACUUUCCAUUACAAAAUUAACUGUAUCUACGCCCGGCCUCAACCCUGAACAAUUUUGCAUGUCUCUAACUAAAACUAGUAGAUAAUCAUCGUAUUCAUCAAAGACACACACUUAUAAGGUACUUAACAAGAAGGUUCGUUUAAGUGCUAUGUCAGGCAAUGCUUUAGCAUUACAUCAGGCAGAUUUAAUGCACCUAUUGAGGUUCCCCUUUGAGGAUACCAUAAUUAUCGGGUAUUAUUGCUUUUCAAUGUUCCAACAUUGGCAAAUCGUAUAAAACAAUUUUCUGCAAAGCACCGCAUAUUAUACAAUAAGAAAAUGCGUAACAUUGAAGUUUAAUUCCGAA